AAAACGAAGAGUUUGGCAGUUCAUCCGCGCCGGUGAGUGGCGCUGUGAGCGCAGAUCAGCUGUUCACUAACCUGCGCGAGGAUCCCCGAAGAACCGUAAACAAAGAGAUCCAGUAGAACAGGGUCACGGAACCACAGCUGCCGCUGCUAUAAACAUCAACUCGAAAGCAGGACACGUUGUUGGUCGAGCAUGCCCAGUAACGCAGCUCAACUCUUGGAGUCAGACGAUACUGAACCGGACCUCCCGGUACUGGUACAGAACCUGAGCGGGUUGAGCCUCCGGGAUGAAGAGAGUCCAUCAGAACCACGUGAUACUUCUCAUCUGGGUGUCCUGGGUGCGGUGUUGGACCUCCAGCCCCUGUCCCAAACUGGAUCAGAGGAGGAAAACAUCACCACCACCACCAACAACAACAUUAUCAGACAUGAUGCUGAUCUGGACCAGCUGAGGGCCCUGGCCCUCACAGGCAUGGAGGCUCCGGGGACGGGUGGGCUCUAUCAGGACGGGCUGGGCGAGUCCCAAGGCUACCACCAGGUUCAGGGGAGGAUGAUGAUGGCGGCGAUGAUGAUGAUGCAGGAGGGUGAGAGGUGUGCACUCAAUACCAGGAGGAAGAGUGUGAACACAACAGAGUGUGUGAUGGUGCCCACAUCUGAGCAUGUGGCAGAGAUAGUUGGCCGACAGGGCUGCAAGAUCAAAGCUCUGAGAGCAAAGACCAACACUUACAUUAAAACACCCGUUAGAGGAGAAGAACCAGUGUUUGUAGUGACCGGACGGAAGGAGGACGUCAUCAUGGCGAAGCGUGAGAUUCUGUCAGCGGCCGAGCAUUUUUCCCUCAUCCGGGCGUCUCGGAACAAAUUGGCGCCAAACGUUGGGCACAACAGCAUCCCUUGCCAUCCGGGACAGACAACCAUUCAGGUUCGGGUGCCGUAUCGAAUGGUAGGGCUCGUGGUGGGACCGAAAGGAGCGACUAUCAAGAGGAUCCAGCAGCAAACCCACACUUACAUCGUCACACCAAGCCGUGACAAAGAGCCAGUGUUUGAGGUGACCGGCAUGCCUGAGAACGUGGAUCGAGCUCGGGAGGAAAUCGAAGCCCAUAUUGCUAUGCGUACCGCGGGAAACGUGGACACCAGCGUAGAUGAUGACGACUUCCACUACAACGGCACCGAUGUUGGCUUCGAGUCGGGCAGCAACCGAGCCUGGCUCUUCUCCGGCUUUGACAACGGCAGCUUCCACAGCAAUGCCGCAGGGUACCGCAACGACAGCUCCAGCUCGCUUGGAAGCAACUCAAGCGAGUCCUACUACAGCGGGAAAGGCAGCGGAGUGGCGGAUCUCAGUCCCGGCAGCACCGGCGGUACGUUCUGGUUUGGCGAUACCCAGCUGCCCUUGGGGUCGGAAGAUUCAGCCGGAUACGACGGGCUAACGAUGACGGCCCCGUCCACCAAUCCCUUGUGGAGCACCUUUGAUCGGGGAGGCACGAGUUUGCCGACUACGCCAAGGCUCUCUCCAUCCCUUCUCGCUCGUCUGUCUCCAAUUCUUCCGGAGGCACUGGAUCAUCCGCUGGUUCGGCUGGUGCAGGAGAAUUCCCAGAGUCUCCCGGCCUUUGGUCCCGCAUUUUCCCCGUCGAGCGACAGCACGGGCUCUAGCUCUCCGCCGGACAUGCGCACCUUCCCCAAACACAGCCAGGUUCCUCCAUGCGUUCGUUGCGGAGACAAUGUGGCGGCGCUCGUCCUGGGUGGGCAAAACCUCGUCUGUUUGGAGUGUUCCAACUCCAUCCUGCAAAGCGCGUAGAGAGCGAGAGGUUUGGGAUCACAAGGAGCAAACUGGUUUAUUUUUUACAUUGAUAAAUACUUCUUCCUUCUUUAUUAUGUUUAAAUAACUGGGAAAUGCAGGUUUUCAAUUAAGUUCAUCUCAAAGAAAGAUUUCCCCAUUUACGUUUAGCUGCUACGUCGUACUUACGGCAAGCAGUGCUGGGGUUUAGCAGCGCUAAAUUGCCAUCACCUACGUGUUUUUUGUUAGUUUGUUACUUUGUUUUCAAGGUAUCGACUCUGUGUUUACAUUUUCAUGUGCCUGAUUCCAUGACGGUAGCGGUGCACACUGGCGCUGUUGCUGAGAAAGCAUCUGUGGCCUUGAGUUUCUGUUUUUCAACACUAGAGUCAAGCAGCAUGCGAUCAUACAAGAGCCGUCCUGACCUCCACGACCCUGACACCUGCACUUUGAACGUCGCCAUAAACAUUUAAGGGGUUGCACAUCGCCAUUAAACGCUCAUUAAACCGUUCCUGCAUAAAUUGUUGCAAUAAAUUGAGUCACGUUACACACAAAAAGUUUUUAGACAAAUUUAAACAUUGGCUCUGCUUGUAUUGCAUGAAUAAAACCCAUUUUCGCAUUCAAAUCAUUCAGUAGCUGUGUUCCCAUCCACAUAUUAUUGUGUAUUUUGGUAUAUCGCAUAAAAAAUGCUGUAUUUAAAAUGCGUAUAAAGUCUUAAAAUGCGUAUAAAAACGUAUGCACUCAUUUGAGGCAAUUUUUUUUUAUUGGUAAGAAAAUGUGCACAUAAACUAUGAUAGAAACAAAUUUACUAGAUAAAUUCCUGAUUGCGAAACAAAACAAAAAAUCAUGUGAUUGGAUAACUGAACUAACCAGUGGAUCAAUCUCAUUGCACACCAUCUAAAAUAUCAUUCUAAAAAUACCUGAGCCAAAGUCUGACGUCAAAAUGAUUUGGUGUAAUUGCCUCCCAGAACUGUCUCACACAAUCACAUUCCCAAACAUCAGGCAUCCGAACACAAAAUAACAAAAGCGUUUGUUAUUGUGUUUCGUCUGCAUGGGGGGAGGAAGAGUCAUAGGCUUUCCUGGUUGCAGCAACUUUUUAUUAUUUUAUUAAUACUCUGCGCCAGUCUGACAAAAAGUGAAGAUUUUGUUCACUCGAACACAGCAAGGAAACUGCUUUAUUCACAAUGUUUUAUGCUAUAUUGCAUUUUUUCGAACAAGUUCAAUUCGCAACUCUAAAUGGAAACACUAUGGAAGCUUGUUUCCGCCACUGAAUAAAAAAUAAAAAGG
Megalobrama amblycephala (Wuchang bream) is the source of this 3048-nucleotide messenger RNA. RefSeq names its product RNA-binding E3 ubiquitin-protein ligase MEX3C. Gene Ontology annotation, molecular function: RNA binding. The transcript is spliced from 3 exons. Bases 190 to 1785 code for a protein of 531 amino acids. Lineage: Eukaryota; Metazoa; Chordata; Actinopteri; Cypriniformes; Xenocyprididae. The record is from RefSeq and is a predicted model, not a curated record.